Messenger RNA from Paramuricea clavata, 630 nucleotides. NCBI's taxonomy places the organism in Eukaryota, Metazoa, Cnidaria, Anthozoa, Malacalcyonacea, Plexauridae. The record is from the annotation of a GenBank genome assembly.
AUGAGAGAUAAUCCUGAGAGAUUCAUUGAAAGUAAUACAGAAAUCUCUUGGUUAGAAUACCUUAAUAAUAUGUCUAUGCAAGGGACAUGGGGCUAUGCUAAGAUAAUACAAGCUGUGGCUGAUCAGCUUAAGUUAAAAAUUACUAUUGCAGAGACACAUGAAGGUUUUCGUGAGUACAGUAUAAUACAACCUGUAUCAUCAACACAGCAACUAACUCCUGUCUAUUUGGGUCAUAUAGAUGAGUAUCACUAUGUAUCAACAUUGCCAUGUACUUCAACGUCGGAUUUUGUUGAGAUAUAUCCUGAACAGUCAACCCAGAGCUCUCAGCCUAAGCAAACAAGAACACAGUAUAUAAACAAAUACAUGAAACAAAAACGAGCUAAUGAGACACAGAGCCCUGAGGCUAAGGAAAAGAGAAGAGUUUAUGCAAAGGAAUAUAGGAAACGUAAACAGGCCAGUGGGAGUUCCCAUUCCUUGGCACUGAACAUUGAGGCUAAGCAAAAGAAAAGACUGUACGCAAAGGAAUAUAGGAAACAAAAACAGGGCAGUGAGAGUUCCCAACCCUCACCACUGAGCAUUGAGGCUAAGCAAAAAAAAAAGAAUGCACGCAAAGGAAUAUAUGAAGCGUAA